AUGGCUGACAAUAAUUACCAACCCCAAUCCACAGAUGUGAUCGACCAACUGGCAGAAUAUCGUAGAAGGCAAGCAGCUAGGUUUCAAGAGUCGGAAGAUGAAGAUGAGUCCAGAGUUACUGAAAGACAACAGUAUGAAUAUGAGGAGAUUAAGAAGGAUGACCCUCCUUUGUUACAGAAGUUCCCUGAACCUUCACUCCCGACUACAAAUUUUCCUAAUAAUGAUGAAAAUGAUGUUGAUUAUCUGCUUGCUCAGAAGCUUCAGGAUGAGGAGAAUCAAAGAAUUCCAGAUGAUGCAAACCAACCUUUUGAAGAAGAUGGAGUUCGUCCUGCAGAUAGCUACAGACAGGAAACAUUGAUUCCAGAUGCAUAUAAUGAAGAAUUAGAAAGACAAAACUUUUUAAGAGAGCAGCAGUUGUUAUUUCAGCAAUACAAUAAUAAUGGUAACAGACCUGGGAAUCAACCAGAUGCUCAUAACAUGGGUGGAGGGUUUCAAGACGCAGGAAACCCUUUCCUUCACAAUCAGAAUAAUAACAAUAUAAACAACACAAGCACUCAUCGGAGAAGAGAACUGCUGAAUUGUCUCAUCUUGUCAGGGUUGUUCAGCAUUCUAAUUGUAGCAAUGUUUUUGGUGCUUUUCUUCCUUAAAACUGACUAGGAAGAGAAAGAGCUCUAUUCGCCUUUCUG
Moneuplotes crassus is the source of this 686-nucleotide messenger RNA. NCBI's taxonomy places the organism in Eukaryota, Ciliophora, Spirotrichea, Euplotida, Euplotidae. The record is from the annotation of a GenBank genome assembly.